Molecule: messenger RNA, 1030 nt
Organism: Durio zibethinus
Lineage: Eukaryota; Viridiplantae; Streptophyta; Magnoliopsida; Malvales; Malvaceae
Source: RefSeq, a predicted model, not a curated record
GGCCAAUGAUUGGGGUGGUAUCACUUUUCCUUUCCUACUUAUAAAUACAUUUUCACUUUUUUUUCAAAAAACAAAAUCAAUAAGCAUUUAGCGGAGAGAAAGGCAAAAUCUUUUGUAUUAAUACAAUUGAUAUCCAUUACUGUUUUCUUUUACUUAGAUUUUGCUCUUGAAUUAAAUAGAUAAAUAGAGACAAAGAGAGACAGAGAGCCAAUUUGGGCUGUGAGUGUGAGAUGUAUAUGAAAUUUAUGGUUCUUCUCAUGCUUGUUGCUGAUCAAGGGAAAUUUCAAGAAAGAGCGUGGGAAAAAGAGAGAUAAACGAAUUUUUCAUCUGGGUUUCAAACAAAAUCAAAACUUUUUUCUUGCUUUUUCAGGUGCACUUCAAUGGCUGCAAUGGUUUUCAAUUCGGCAAAGAAAAUGGAGUCCGUUAAGCAUAAAAACAACCAAAGCGAAGUUGAGUUUGCAGAGUGUGAUUGUUGCGGGUUAACUGAGGAGUGCACGCCAGCUUACAUUGCUCGGGUACGUCAAAUGUUUGAAGGCCGUUGGCUUUGCGGGCUUUGUUCGGAGGCGGUUAAAGACGAGACAGUUAGGUCGGAGGAAGAUAUUACAACUAAUGAAGCAUUGGACAGACACAUGAAGUUUUGUGAGCAGUUCAAGUCUUCGAGUCCUCCAGCUAAUCCUGCUGAGGAUUUGAUCUCUGCAAUGAGACAUCUGCUUCGAAGAACUUUGGAUUCUCCGAGGAAGAAUAGAUCAUCACCGACCUCGUUUGUUCGAUCCAAAAGUUGUUUUUCCACUCUGCCAAAUGGAGAAGUUAAGAGCGAGGUUUAAGAUGAUGAUGAUGUAUUGUUUGAAAUGAAGUUGAAUAAUGGGCUUUGAAUAAAGCAAACAGAUUCAGAAUUGUUUGGAUUUUGCGUAGGCAAAGUUUAACUUGGAUUAGUCAUGUUUUUGGUUUAUGUAUUGCCGUCUUCUUGACAUAAGGGAUUGGAUGAAAGAAAUUGGAAUCUUCCCUUCAAUAAAAUGAUCAAUUUAUCAAA